GCGCCGCCGCGAGUCUCCGACCAUGUCAACCUCACUGUCGACCAUGUCUUCCCCUGCGCCGGUUCCAGUUCCAGUCUCGCCGGGGCCCUCUCAGAGAAAACGAGUUUCAAGGGAAUCCAUUGGCAUGUAUGCAGUACAGUGUUGUGAAUGUAGAAAAUGGCGUACGGUUCCAACGAAAGAAGAAUUUGAGACCAUUCGUGAGAACUUCAACGAUGAUCCAUGGUUCUGCACUAAAAGACCUGGCUGCUCAUGUGAAGACCCUGCAGACAUUGAGCAUGAUAGCAGCCGCAUUUGGCUCAUGGACAUGCCCAACAUUCCAAAGCCUCCACCCAAGACUGAGAGGCUAGUGAUUCUGAGACGUGAUCUGGCUAAAACGGAUGUCCACUAUGUCCUGCCAAAUGGGAAGCGUGCGAAGGGCACAGAAGACGUGCAGAAGUUUCUCGACGCAAAUCCAGAGUACAAAGACAGCUUAUCAGUUGAGAGCUUCAAUUUUACACUACCCAGGAUUGUUGAGGAGACUGUUUCGGACAGCUCUGCAUGGAGAACUAAAAGGGCUAAAAGGCGGGGCAGGAAAAAUGCUUCGAGCCGCAAGAACUAA
This is a messenger RNA of Lolium rigidum, 598 nucleotides long. Its product is annotated as methyl-CpG-binding domain-containing protein 4-like. Gene Ontology annotation, molecular function: zinc ion binding; DNA binding. The transcript is spliced from 2 exons. The record is from RefSeq and is a predicted model, not a curated record. Lineage: Eukaryota; Viridiplantae; Streptophyta; Magnoliopsida; Poales; Poaceae. Bases 23 to 598 code for a protein of 191 amino acids.